This is a messenger RNA of Protopolystoma xenopodis, 285 nucleotides long. Lineage: Eukaryota; Metazoa; Platyhelminthes; Monogenea; Polystomatidea; Polystomatidae. The record is from the annotation of a GenBank genome assembly.
AUGUUGACAGCUUCGUCCAUCUUGUCUAUUUGCCAGAUCUUUCGCUUGCGUCCGUCUUCUCUGUCCACUCGCCAGGGUCCCCGACUUUUAGCUUCUGAUCUUCAGCUUUUCCGCUUCUCUGUUUGCUUGUCUGUCAGUCGGCUUGAGAACUCGAAGCAGGGAGUGCUGACUUGCCAUGGUAUCGAAGACUUAACCGAGUGGUGCUUCACUGCCCCAAGGACUGUCCCGCUCGGACCCGAUACCGUUUUCACAGGCUGGCUACUCACACUUGGAAUGAAGCCAUGA